This is a messenger RNA of Rubroshorea leprosula, 2020 nucleotides long. The record is from the annotation of a GenBank genome assembly. NCBI's taxonomy places the organism in Eukaryota, Viridiplantae, Streptophyta, Magnoliopsida, Malvales, Dipterocarpaceae.
CUCUUUCUUCUUUCUUCUUUCUUCUUCAAUUCUGUUACUGAGUCGUUGGACGGUAGGAAGAACUUGAGCAAUUUCAGAUACCGGAAAACAUGGGGUCGAUCCCCGAUCCCGGCGAGUUGACGGAGGUGACUUCGCCGAGUUUCGAUGAGUUUCAGAGGCAGACGUCUCUCAUGACCAGCUGCACUCUGCUCUGGAAGGAACUCUCCGAUCACUUCAGUUGCCUUGAGCAGGACCUCAUGAGGAAAUCUGAGGCCUUGAAGAGGAAAAUCCAGGCGCUGGACCAUGAAACCAAGGCUUCUCUUGACUCACUGAAGAAACGCGAGGUGACUAUCAACGGCAGUGUUGAGAUCACACUCGAUAGAGUUGAGGAGCAUGCGAAAGCUGCCUUGAAGUCGCUGGAGGAGGACGAAAAUCCGGAUGGUGAGGUGGAUGAUGGAGACGGCAUGUUGACGCUUCUGAAAUCUUUGUGUUGGAAAAUGGAGGCGAGGGAGUUCUGGAAAUUCGUGACGGCAAGGAAGAAGGAAAUUGAUGUCUUGAGGGAGAAAAUUCCGGAGGCUUUGGCAGAGUGCGUUGAUCCGGCGAGGUUUGUCUUAGAAGCCAUAUCGGAGGUCUUUCCGGUGGAUAAAAGAGGGAGUGAGAGAGGGAAUGACCUAGGGUGGGCUUGUGUUUUGAUGCUGGAAAGCUUGAUUCCGGUGAUGGUGGACCCUCUUAUUGGGAAGUCGAGGCUGCUUGUGACGCCUAGCGUGAAGGAGAGGGCUAAGAAGAUCGCACAUACAUGGAAAGCCAGUCUUGAGGAGAGGGGAGGGAUUGAGAAUGUGAAGACUCCUGAUGUGCAUACUUUUUUGCAGCAUUUAGUGACAUUUGGGAUUGUAAAGAAGGAGGAUUUGCAGCUAUAUAGGAAGCUGGUUGUUGGGUCUGCCUGGAGGAAGCAGAUGCCGAAGCUGGCGCUGUCCCUGGGGCUAGGUGAUGAGCUGCCGGACAUGAUUAAAGAAUUGAUCAGUAGGGGACAACAGCUUGAUGCGGUCCAUUUCAGUUAUGAAGUUGGCCUAGUGGACAGAUUCCCCCCAGUUCCAUUGCUGAAAGCUUUCUUGAGGGAUGCAAAGAAGGCUGCGGCUUCUAUUUUGGAGGAUCCUAAUAACCCUGGCCGGGCUGCACAGCAACUUGCUGUACGCAAAGAGCAGUCUGCACUCCGAGCAGUCAUCAAGUGCAUUGAAGAGUACAAACUAGAGUCUAAGUUUCCUCUAGAAAACCUCAAGAAGCGCCUUGAGCAGCUAGAGAAAGCCAAGACUGAAAAGAAAAGGCCUGCUGCAGUCCCUGCUAACAAGCGAACAAGGGCAAGCAAUGGUGGUCCUAUGCCUCCAGCCAAGGCUGGCCGCUCAACAAAUGCAUAUGUAUCAUCUUUUCCUUCACCUCCCACAUACGUGAGGUCUCCCUCCCAUGCCCAAUACCCUGCUGCAGUCCCACCAUACCCCUCCCCACCUGCCCCACCUGCUGUGUACGGAAACAUGAGCCCUUCCUAUCCUUACUCACCAGAAGCAGCCCCUCCCUUCGGUGGAGCUUACCCUGGUGCCCCAAUGAACUAUCCUGCAUACGGGGGUUACUGCAAUGCAAUGGCACCAGCCUAUCAGCAGGCUUACUACCGAUAGACAUGACUACUCUGAAGAUGGUAACCACUGAUAUGAUGACACCACCAAGGCACCAACCAAUCUCAUUUACUUUUGCAAUGGCUUGUUUGUAAUCACUAACCGUUUUAAUGGUAGCAAUAUCUGUGUGUUAAUUAUAAACUUAUAACUCUUAGGCUUCUUGCUUUGGCAGUGGUAAGAAGCUGUAUUUCUAAUGUUGAUCAAACUCUAGUACUAGGUUAUUGUGAAAAGUAAUCAUGAUGGAAGCAUAACAAAGUUGAAUCUCAAUGCACUUAAUGUAGGAUUAGUUGUUGAAAGGCAUUCUUCCCUUUCUUGUUGAUAUUUAAUGUUUGCUCUUGGAUUGUGUGUUCCGAAUGGAACAAAUGCCACUAGUAGCG